Molecule: messenger RNA, 1483 nt
Organism: Periophthalmus magnuspinnatus
Lineage: Eukaryota; Metazoa; Chordata; Actinopteri; Gobiiformes; Gobiidae
Gene: dnd1
Product: DND microRNA-mediated repression inhibitor 1
Exons: 5
Coding region: 140-1033 (297 amino acids)
Biological process (GO): mRNA stabilization; negative regulation of miRNA-mediated gene silencing
Cellular component (GO): cytoplasm; nucleus
Molecular function (GO): mRNA binding
Source: RefSeq, a predicted model, not a curated record
GGCUUGUGCGGCUUGUGCGCGUGCAGACUCGGGUGCAGACUCGGGUGCAGACUGGGGUGCAGACUGGGGGGCAGUAGACUCAGGUGUGAGCCCGGCCUCAUUGUGGCGUCACUGCCCCGCGAACACAAACCAGGAUAACAUGGAUUACGAACGGAGCCAGGUGCUGAACCCUGUGCGAGUCCAGGCCCUGGAGACUUGGGUGAAGAACACCAAAGUUAGACUGACACAAGUGAAUGGCCAGAGGAGGUAUGGAGGGCCACCUGAACGCUGGGACGGCCCCGUGCCUGGAGCUCGCUGUGAGGUAUUUAUCAGUCAGAUUCCUCGGGACACGUACGAGGACCUGCUUAUUCCCUUGUUCAGCUCAGUGGGCCCGCUGUGGGAGUUUCGCCUCAUGAUGAACUUCAGUGGACAGAACCGUGGCUUUGCCUAUGCCAAGUAUGGCUCUGCAGCUGUAGCCACUGAGGCCAUCCGUACUCUAAACGGUUACUUGAUAGAGCCAGGCUGGUGCCUCUCCGUCAGACGCAGCACAGAGAAGAGGCAACUGUCCAUGGGAGGUCUGCCCCCGGUCACACAGCAAGAGCAGCUUCUGCAGGUGCUCCGGGGACUGGUAGAGGGCGUGGAGAGGGUCUCUCUGAAAGCUGGACUUGGUAUAGAAGGUGUGUCUGCCAUUGUCGUCUUCACAUCACAUUAUGCUGCCUCCAUGGCCAAGAAAAUGCUGGUUGAAGCCUUCAAGAAGCACUUUUCAUUGUCGGUUUCAGUCAAGUGGCAAUCAUCAGGAAAGCCAAGCCCAGAAGAGCCCAUGCCCUCUCAGAAGGCCUUCUUACCCUCUCCCACAAAGCCCCCUCGUCUGCUGGUCCGGCCUAAGCACCUGUCUCAGCCCUCCCCGCCCUCUCCAUUUCUCCACACUCCGUGCAUCCCUCCAGGGUUCUGCCGGACAGUAGGAGGUCCUACUGCCCAGCUCCAGAUCCCACCUCCUCCCGGUUUCUACUCUCUACCCCCUCCUCUGUUAGAUCGUCUGCCCCACUACCCUUAGAGAACCGCCUACUCAUGAGCUGACCACACAGCACCAGAUCAAGGCUUUACAUUUAUGAUUGUUUAAAACAGUUGUUCUUAAGUUGUUGUUUGCAUGUUUUUAUGAGUAUUUAAAGGUUGGAAUUUGUCUGGUUUGUCUUAUGCAUGCUUUUACUGUGUGUAAUUGUUUGUUGGUUGGGUUUAUAUACUUGCCCUUUGCAUGAUUUUCAUUGUGUUCUUGGGUGUGUUUCUUUUAAUUACAUGCUUAAUUAAUGUUUGUAGUGAUGCAGUGUUUUUUAUUUAUUUAAAUAUCAAGAGUAUUGUUGGUUUUCGUAUGUUUUGUGUUUAGUUUUUUUCAGGAAAAAAAUACGCUUUUUCCAUUUUAAAUGUAUAAGAAAAGUUCAUGCCAAUGGUGUUAAGUGGCUUAAACUAGUUAAAGAAUAAAUAAAAAAUAAACACAUUUCAACAUUUC